AUGUCGGAUAGCGAAGAAAGCAUACGUUCUUUGUCUAAGAGACACAGACUUUCGUUAUCCUUAAUAAAUGAUGGCUCUGGUGACGAUUUGGAUGAUAUUUCAAGUACAGCUAGUACUAAAGAAGAAGAAUCAUCAAGAAGUGAUACUCCCACUCAGUUUUAUAAUAGAAGAGGAAGAGGCAAACCUAGAGCUAAAAAAUGCAAAUUACAAUAUAAAUGUUCCAAUAUUUUACAAGAGGAUCACAGCCAACCGAUAUUUGGAUUGCAGAUAAAUUUGAAUGCUCCAGAAACUGAUCCAUUAACAUUUGCUACAGUUGGUAAUAAUAGAGUGAGCGUCUAUGAAUGUCAUGAGAAUGGGAAAAUCAAAUUAUUACAAGCUUAUGUUGACCCUAGUAAUGAAGAAAAUUUUUAUUGUUGCGCUUGGUCUCAUGAUGAUAUAACUAAACAGCCAGUAUUAGCUGUAGCUGGUGUUAGAGGAAUAGUUAGAUUAAUUAGUCCCAUUGCUAUGCAAUGUAUUAAGCAUUAUGUUGGACAUGGCAAUGCUAUCAAUGAACUUAAAUUUCACCCCAAAGAUUCUAAUCUACUACUCUCAGUUAGUAAAGAUCAUUCUAUGAGAAUAUGGAAUAUUAAAAGUGACGUAUGUGUUAUGAUAUUCGGUGGUGUUGAUGGACAUAGAGAUGAAUUAUUAAGUGCUGAUUUUAAUUUAGAAGGAACAAAAAUCAUAUCCUGUGGAAUGGAUCAUUCUUUAAAAAUCUGGAACAUUGAUACCUCUGAAUUUACUGAUGUUGUUGAACAAUCUUAUAACUAUUCACAAACUAAAACCAAAAGACCUUUUAGUACUGUAUCAAACCAUUUUCCUGUAUUUUCCACCAGAGAUAUUCAUAGAAAUUAUGUAGAUUGUGUUCGAUGGCUUGGCAAUUUCAUUUUAUCGAAGUCAUGUGAGAACUGUAUAGUAUGUUGGAAACCAGGUAAUAUACAUCAGCCUAUAGAUAAAGUAGCAGAUAAUACAAUUAGUAUAAUAUACAGAUUUGAAUAUAAAGAAUGUGAUAUAUGGUACAUGAGAUUUUCAUUAGAUUAUUCCCAAAAAAUAAUGGCAUUAGGUAAUCAAUGUGGUAAAAUAUAUGUAUGGGAUUUAGAUACAGACGACCCCUCUACUGUCAGAUUCACUAAGCUUGCACAUGCAAAAAGUAUAACAGCAAUACGACAAACAGCUUUAUCAAAAGAUGGAAGCAUAUUGUUAGCAGUUUCAGAUGACAGUAAAAUUUGGAGAUGGGAUAAAAUAAGUGGAUAAUUAUAGAUUAACUGAUCUGUAAGCUUAUUCUGAAGAAUCUGCUGUGAGGUGAAAUUCUGAUGACUGAUUUUAACAAUAUUGUGCUGAUUGAGACUCAAUAUCUAAACUAAAGACAGAAAUCAAAUUGCUGAGAUAAAUUUCACAAAGAAGUACCCAUCAGCUUAGUACAUUUUAGGAAGACAUACCACAGUAAUAGUGUGAAAAUUUUAGUCAGAGAUAUUAAUGCAAGUUGAGGGAACAAGGGCAAUUCUUGAUUAAAGAUUACAUUCUCAUCCUUCAUUCAUAGACAUUAUCAAAUAAAGCACUCAUAUCAUGC
Messenger RNA from Lottia gigantea (owl limpet), 1606 nucleotides. RefSeq lists its product as hypothetical. Gene Ontology annotation, cellular component: ESC/E(Z) complex. Gene Ontology annotation, molecular function: protein binding; nucleosome binding. Gene Ontology annotation, biological process: negative regulation of transcription by RNA polymerase II. The transcript has 12 exons. The coding region runs from base 1 to 1290 and encodes 429 amino acids. Lineage: Eukaryota; Metazoa; Mollusca; Gastropoda; Lottiidae. The record is from RefSeq and is a predicted model, not a curated record.